Chrysoperla carnea is the source of this 3184-nucleotide messenger RNA. RefSeq lists its product as uncharacterized. The coding region runs from base 176 to 862 and encodes 228 amino acids. Gene Ontology annotation, biological process: septate junction assembly; regulation of tube size, open tracheal system. NCBI's taxonomy places the organism in Eukaryota, Metazoa, Arthropoda, Insecta, Neuroptera, Chrysopidae. The record is from RefSeq and is a predicted model, not a curated record. Gene Ontology annotation, cellular component: septate junction; membrane. The transcript is spliced from 4 exons.
AAGUAGCUGCCAGUCUCCUGUAUGUGUCAUCAUUACUCUCCUCUACAGGUAUAAAUUUAUAAACAUAACAGUUACCUCAAAACGAUGUGUAAAUAAAAAUAAUCCAAAAAAAAUUGGUAACUUUAAAUAGAUCGAACAAAUAAAAUAAUUAAAAUAUUAAAUCAAAUUAAACAAAAUGGUUGCUAAAAACGAAUAUCCAAAGGCUGCAAAUGCAGUAGUAUACGGGGGUAUAUUACUAUAUAUAGCUGGAAUGUGUUUGAUGAUUUCAUUUUGCAGCCCCUACUGGAUUCAAUCGUUUGAAGAAACAUUUUCCGAUUUUAAACAUAUGGGAUUAUGGCAAUAUUGUUUCCACGAUUUCAGAUAUCCUUAUUAUCAAUUCAAUCAUUUAUUUGAUGGUUGCCAUUAUAUUUUUAGUCAGGAAUAUUAUGUGAUUCGUGAAUGGUUAUUGCCAGGAUGGUUAAUAUUUGUUCAAGCGUUUGUUACCAUGGCAUUUAUUUUAAGUUUUGCAGCCCAAGGUUUAAUUGCUUUAAUAAUCACACGAUAUCCUUUAGAGUUUGUGUUACGUUAUGAAUGGCUUCUAAUUGGAAUGUCAUUUAUUGGAAGUAUUGUUUCUGCUGUCUUCCUAUCGUUAGCGGUUAUUAUAUUUGGAUUCUCAUGUUAUCGACGUGAUUGGAUUAUGUAUCCAAAUUUCAACUAUGUGAGUUGGUCAUUCUAUUUUGCCGUAAUUUCAAUGUUUUUCCAUUAUUUCUCAGCGUUUGCAUUGUAUAAUGAGACGAAACGAAGCUAUGAACGUCGACGUGAAUCAAAGAAUUUGGUAAUGCAAAUGCAUCCUGAACCACAAAGUAGAGCUAGUUAUUACUAAGGCAACAAUUUAUUAUUCUUAUAAAAAAGUAUUUACAGAACAAAAAUUUUUUAUUAUAAAAUUGUUUUAAUCUCUUUAAUGACGUCAAAUUGUACACGAAUGUUAAUUUUUUUGUGCUAACACUAAUUAAAUAGUUACAUUUUAGUCACGUAAAAGACAUAACUGUUAAAAUUAAGCUUGCAACAAACUUUGAAUCUCUUUAAAUGACAGCGUAUUUUUGAUAUUUCUUCAAGGGCGGAUGUAGAUAUAAAUUAUGUUCGAUUGUGUAUUUGACGCCUAAAAUUUUAACUAAAAGCAGCAAAUGCAAGUAUGUUGAUAAAAAAAGCGUAUGAGAAGCUAUUGUAAAACUUGCAGUUAUUGCUUUUAUUGCUUGUAUCUUAAUCCGCCCUUGUAUUUCUUAUUGACGAAUUAUAUAAAUAUUUAUUACAUGUUUCAAUCGAAAUAGUACAAAAAUUUUAUCAAUUGUUGAAUAAUUGAAUUUAUUAAAUAUUUGAUUCUAAAGCUGAUAUAGUUCGAUUGUACAGUGUUAGUGCAAGUUCAGAUUUUCGUUAAAAUAAAAAGGAAUAUUUCAUUUAUUGAUCCGUAACAGUCAGUAAUUUACGAAUUCUUUAGAGUCAAGUAAAAUUUUACCGAACUUUAAUUUGUAUUUUGUAUGAUCGAACUUAUCCCUCAAACUAUAUUGAAUGCCCGGAUACACGGAAAAUAUUUUUUAUAUUUUUGCUCUGAAAAUAUGUUUCAUACACGAAUGUUAAUUAUUGAAAGAAUUUUGAUCACCAAUGCUUAAUGUUGAAAUGUGAAAAAGUAUAAACUUCUGCAAUUGCAAAUUAUUUUUCCGGCCUCUAUAACGACGAAAGUUUUUACCAAAAUUAUUGAAUUGAGUGUCUUAAAAACGAGCCUUUCAUUUAAACUCUGUUAAAUUUGAAAGUUAAAUGUUCUAGUUUUAUGUUAAAUGUAAACUGGUAAUGCCCGUUAUGGGAUUUUAAUGCUAAGAAAUACUCUAUCUAGCGAUAGAAAAAAGAAAUAAACACAUUAAAAUGUAAAAUGAAGUAGGUAUCUUUUUUCUUUGCAUUCAAUGGAAAAAUCAGCUGAGACAUAAUAGGUAUAGAUUAAAUUUUUUUUAGUGGCGUCGACAUCUUAGCGUUAAAAUCCUAUAAAAACUACUUAUAAUAUUGAGUAACAAAAAUACUCAUUUACUUGUUGAACUAUUAAAAACUAGUUAUGAUUGUAAAGUCUGUCCAUAAUAAUAGCGAUAUCAGCCGAUCAUUUGUUACUCAGUUUUCUACGUAGUUCUAACUGGAGUGGUAAAAACGGCAAUAAAGGAUGUAUAAAAUGGUGAUUAUGGAAAUAUAUGCAACGUAUUUUAUGUGAUAUAGAUAGAUCUGAUUAAAAGUUAUAGAGCAGUUUUGAAACAUUUCAGAACAAAUUGUGAGAUAUAUUCUCGUUAAUAUUCAUAAUGUAUAUUUUUUUACUUCUUGACCAAUUUUUUCGAAUACUGUUUAAAAAAUUUAUUGCAAUAGAUUUAAAAAAAGAAGAAUAUAAUUAUUAAUUAAGUACAUUUAAUAAAAUUAAUGUUCGUCUCUUAUAAAUGAAGAAUUUGUGAGGGCUUUAAAAAAAAUGUAUCUCAACGGUUUCUAUAUAUUAUGUACAUGUAUUUCAUUUUUGUGCAUAUUAAAACACGCAAGUUAUGCGAAAAUCAGUGUUUCCAACAAAUUAUUCCUUAAAAUCUUACGAGUACCCGUAGUGGAGAACUUUACUUGGACUUUGUAUCUAUAAUAUGUUGGGUAUCUAUUAUGAUUUGGUGAUCAUAAACUUAAAUCAGUGGGACUUAAGUUCGGGUUUAGCAUAAAAAAGCGAGGUCGCUCAGCCUGUUAAUUUAAUACCCGUUAUUACUUUAGGGUUACUGAAUAAAAAAGUAAUAUUUCUUAAUAAAUUAAAAUCUCCAUAAUUUCUAAAUGAAAAUAUAAUCCUUUUAAGGAUAAAUCCCCCAAGUUGGUAACACUGGGUCGUAAAUUUCGGAUUUGUAAGUUAAUUGAGUAUACUGUAAUUGUAUGUAUGGAAAGUCAUACAAUAUUACUCUCGUUUUAAAUUUGAAUCUGACACUGGGCUCAAGUAAUCAAGGAAGGGCAUUGUUUCUGCCAGUGUGUAUUAAAUCUUACUUGCGUUGUUGUAAAACAAGGUGAAACAGUAAUAUCAUCUAACUUAACGUAUAAAAAUUCACUACAAAUCCGAAACAUAGUUAUUGUCGAAUGCACUAAAAAUAUAUAUUUAAAAAAAGGUUUUUAUAUAAAAAUUUGUCCGUCCAAAAAAAUUUCUUUUGUAUUU